This is a messenger RNA of Sparassis crispa, 612 nucleotides long. RefSeq lists its product as hypothetical. Gene Ontology annotation, biological process: maturation of SSU-rRNA from tricistronic rRNA transcript (SSU-rRNA, 5.8S rRNA, LSU-rRNA). The record is from RefSeq and is a predicted model, not a curated record. Lineage: Eukaryota; Fungi; Basidiomycota; Agaricomycetes; Polyporales; Sparassidaceae. Bases 1 to 612 code for a protein of 203 amino acids. Gene Ontology annotation, cellular component: preribosome, small subunit precursor; 90S preribosome; nucleolus. The transcript has 5 exons.
AUGCCGAAGGAGAGGCGCAGACGCAUCGGAGGACACGAACCAUCAGUCCGACUGCCCAACCGCCACUUCGCAGUGCAAGAAAACGCCGUGGAACACGUAGACUUGGGCGCGCAAGCCAACGCAUCGGCAACAGAGAUAUUCAGUUCCAUGGCCGAGCAAGAUGCCCCCCAAACGAACAUGAAGAAGAAGGAAAAGCAGGCGCUCAAGCACGAACUGUUUCUCAAACGAUUGGAGUCAUCUCGCUCCCCAUAUUCUAAAUCUCAUGAGCGUCGAUUGAGACGUAAAGAGAAAGAGCAGGUUGCCGGCGGUAUGAGCGACAUGAAAGCUGCUAUUUCAGCGGUCGAAAGUAUCAUCCCCGACGCUGUCGUGGACUCUACCGAAAUGCCUGCGACCGAGACCGCGGAAGAGCGACCGAAGGCCAGAAAGCGUGUCGGAAAAAUCGGUGAGGGCAAGGGAUUGCCAUUGAGCAAGUCACAGAGGAAACGUGUUCUUCAAACAGAACGGCUACGUAUCCCGAUGAUACUUUCGACUCCUGAGUUUGCGUCAAACCCCUUCCAGACCAUACGAAUCCAUGCGCAAAACACCCUGUUGAAGCAUCGACCGCCUAAUUAG